Molecule: messenger RNA, 2658 nt
Organism: Arctia plantaginis
Lineage: Eukaryota; Metazoa; Arthropoda; Insecta; Lepidoptera; Erebidae
Source: the annotation of a GenBank genome assembly
AUGUUAAUGUUUAAAAAAGGCCAAAUCUGUUUAGCUAGAUUUAACUUGAUGAGAUUUUUCUCAAACGAGUCAAUGGCAAGCCCAAUAGUGGCGGUGAAACAAGGCAAACUAAAGGGAUCCGUCAAGACACUUUUAGAUGGGAAACCUUAUUACAGCUUUAAAGGCAUUCGCUAUGGCCAACCUCCCGUGGGAAAAUUGAGAUUUAAGGCACCUUUACCAGUCAAACCAUGGGACGGAAUACUCGAAGCAAUAGAGCACGGAUCAGUUUGUCCCCAGUUAGAUUUGUUGGCUGGUGACCUUAAAGAAGGAAACGAGGACUGUUUAUUCUUGAACGUAUAUACUAAGUCUCUAGAACCUAGUUCGAAAACGCCUGCACUAGUCUACAUUCACGGGGGUGGUUACAUGUCAGGAUCUGGCAACUGUGACACAAGUGUAGAAAGAGCAUUCAGACUUGGCAAAGCUUUAGGUAAAGAGACUAAAAACGCAGAUGAACUCUUAGAAUUUUUACAAAAAAUUCCUGCAAUUGAUUUGGCCGGAGCAACUCGGAAGACAAGAACCCCGGACGAAUGUUUCAGAGGUCUAUCAAUAUUUUUCACCCCUGUAGUUGAAAAAAGGUUGGAUGGCGUAGAACACUUUCUCACUGAGGAACCCAUCAAUCUGUUACUUGAAGGCAAAGUUAGUAAAGUGCCGUUGUUAAUUGGUUAUAAUUCUAGAGAAGGUAUACUGAUAGCACCAGAUACGCUAAAGAAAAACAAAGUUAUUAACGAAACACCAUCAUUUCUUGUACCGAGACAAGCGAAGCUCAAAAUAUCAGAAGAAAAACUCAAAGAAUUCGGAGAUCGUAUAAAAUCUUUUUACGUCGGUAAAAAAGACUUUGAAAUUAAAACAGCCGAUGCAAUAUCAAAUCUGCAAACAGAUUUACAUUUCUCUUAUGAGAUACAGAGGUUUAUUAACUUUUACCAUAAAUACGCGCCUGUUUACUUCUACAAGUUCGACUAUGACACUGAUUUGAACAUUCCAAAAUCUUUAGUAGGUCUCGAUCUGACCGGAGCUAGCCAUGCAGACGAUUUGUUCUACUUUUUCUACAAUAUGAUUAACAAAGAUUAUUAUCAUAAUCAAGAAAAAUUGCAAAAGAUCGUGUAUCAGUUGACGAAGUUUUGGACUGAGUUUGCAAGAACCGGUAACCCGAGCGCUGAAGGUAUAAAUUGGCCGCUGUAUACGCCAUCGGGCGGAGAAUACAUGCUGCUUAACGAACAGCUGUCUGUCAAGAGUCACGCUGAUAAAGAACGAGGUGGUGAAAAUCGCAUGAAAUCAUUAAUUAGAUUUGGGCGUGAGGCUAUUAAAAAUGGCGGUACGACAUUAUUGUGGGUAGGAGCACAUUGUUACGUGGUUACAGUAGACCCUGUCGACAUAGAAGUAAUCUUGAAAACAUUUGUAGCGAAGGAUGACAUCAUGCGUUUCGCUAGAAGUUUUAUUGGAAAUGGGCUCAUAUUUGCACCCGUUCCAAUCUGGCGAGCACGUCGCAAGGUCGCUGCGCCUACCUUUAGUCCAUAUAAGCUGAAAAACUUCGUAACGAUAUUCGCUCGGCAGAGUAGCGUAAUGGUGGAUAAACUGAAGUCAGUCGCGGAUAACGAAGUUGUGUCUGUUUGGAAAUACGUAACUACCUUCACGUUGGACUCUGUUUGUGAAACGGUACUAGGCGUAUCAAUCAAUUCACAAGAAAACUCGGAACAUAAACUUUUGAAGGCGUUUGACACAGUUUGCAAACUUACGGCGGAAAGAAUGAUGCAGCCAUGGUUACAACCCGAUAUAGUGUACAAAUUACUCCCUCAACACUUGAAAUACAAAAAAAAUAAGAGGAUAGUAUAUGAAUUUGUAGAUGAGAUAAUCAAAUCAGUACGGCAGACUUUAAAAGAGAAUUCUGAAAUCGAAAAAAGUAAUCCAGAGAGGAUAAAGAGUUUCCUAGAACUUCUCAUCGAAUCAUCUGGCGGCGAAAAUGGAUAUUCCGACCGGGAGUUACUUGAAGAAACUUUGGUCAUGAUGGUAGCUGGCACUGACACUUCCGCAGUUGGAUCAUCUUUUACUAUUCGUAUGUUGGCUGAUUAUCCUGACGUGCAAGAAAAAGUAUUUAAAGAAUUACAGGAUGUGUUUAGUGAUUCAGACAGGCCAGUAACCACCGAGGACUUGGUUCAUCUGAAAUACUUGGAUGCUGUUAUUAAGGAAACACUUCGUCUGUACCCACCGGUACCCGUAAUAGUCAGAGAAAUUGAUGAAAAUAUAAAAUUACCGUCAGGUGUAACGCUAAAGAAAGGUUGUGGAUUGACAGUACACAUAUGGGGCACACAUCGCAAUCCUGUAUACUGGGGAGAUGAUGCUGAGCAGUUCCGGCCUGAACGUUUCAUAGAAGCGCCACCGAAGCAUCCGGCCGCUUUUCAGGCGUUCAGUUCAGGACCUCGCAGUUGUUUAGGAUACCUGUAUGCGAUGAUGUCAAUGAAGACAGCACUGGCGACGUUACUACGAAGCUAUCGCAUACUAAGCGCAGAUGAGAACAGGAUAAGUGGCACAGUACACCAUGAACCUUUAAAAGUUACAUUCGAUGUUAUGAUGAAAGAUGUUGACGGAUUUAGAGUAAAGUUGGUCAAAAGAAUUAAGGAUUAG